This is a messenger RNA of Nanorana parkeri, 3292 nucleotides long. It is a transcript of the gene TYRO3, whose product is annotated as TYRO3 protein tyrosine kinase. Lineage: Eukaryota; Metazoa; Chordata; Amphibia; Anura; Dicroglossidae. The transcript has 19 exons. Gene Ontology annotation, cellular component: signaling receptor complex. Gene Ontology annotation, molecular function: ATP binding; protein binding; transmembrane receptor protein tyrosine kinase activity. Bases 49 to 2691 code for a protein of 880 amino acids. Gene Ontology annotation, biological process: positive regulation of kinase activity; cell migration; protein phosphorylation. The record is from RefSeq and is a predicted model, not a curated record.
UCCGCUGCUAUGAAGCUGCCAAGGGGGAUGGAAAGGCGCUGAGGAAGCAUGGUGAACCCGGGGCUGGCGAGCCUCAUCACGGGGCUCAUUCUAAGCACUGUGGAUGUGAUCCUGGCAGGCAAAGCAGUCGGAUUGCGGUUUACAGGUCAUGGGUACAAUCUAACAGUGUCUCAAGGGCAUGAAGCCAAACUGAACUGCAGCCUGCUUGGUAUGGAGGAGCCAGAGAUCCAGUGGUUGAAGGAUGGCGUUCCAGUGCAGAGUGCUGACCAGAUGUACAUUCCAGAGGAUGAAGAUCAUUGGAUCAGCUUUCUCAGCUUGAAAAAUGUUGAACGUCCAGAUGCUGGGAAAUACUGGUGUGAAGCUGAGGAUAAAGGGAUUAAAGCUGUGUCCGAUAACAUCUGGAUCACAGUAGAGGGUGUCCCAUAUUUCACAGCGGAGCCAAAAGAUAUGGCUGUUUUACCCAACACUACCUUCACCAUUACAUGUGCAGCUAUUGGACCACCUGAGCCGCUGACCAUUUUGUGGUUGGUAGGAGGGUCUACCACUGUGAGGAAAACAGAAAGCUCACCUUCAGUCCUGUUUAUGCCAGGGAUUCAACAAAAUACGUUCUUCUCUUGUGAAGCUCGCAACUCAAAGGGGGUAUCGUCAUCAAGGACUGCCAUUGUUCAUGUCAAAGGGCUGCCUCAACCACCUUCAAAUGUGAAUGUGACUAAAGUGACCAGCACCACUGCAGCUAUCGCAUGGGAGCCGGGGUUUGACAACUAUUCUACGAUCCUGUACUGCACAGUGCAGGUUCUAAUAUUACAUGACUCCUACGACAUGUACUUGCAGCGUGUCAAUGUUCCUCCUUAUAACGCCACCAUAGAAGAACUUAAACCACUGAUGAAUCACAGCAUCCGUCUGCAGUGCACUAACGAAGUGGGCCCCUCCGCUUUCACUGACUGGCUGUCCUUUCAAACACUGGAAUCCGUGCCAGCUCUCGCUCCGCAGAAUGUCCAUGUCACCAGAACCGAAUCUGGCUUGAUGUUAGAAUGGGAAGAAAUUGCUCUGGGUCUGCAAAACUAUACAGUCCUGGGAUACAAAGUGCAAUGGGAGCAGGAGAAUAUAACACAAGGAGAAGUAUUUGUACAGGGAAACCAAGCCAACCUGACGGUCUGGGACCCCAAAAAAGAUCUAAUCGUGCAUGUGUGCGUGGCUAAUUCUGCUGGAUGUGGACCAUGGAGUGACUUUCUUCUUGUAGCUUCUACAGAAGAACCUGAUCGGCAACGAAAUCCACAUACUAGAAUGUCUUGGGUCCCCCUGGUCUUGGGUAUUCUCACUGCUUUAGUCACAGUUGUGGCUAUGACUUUAAUCUUUCUGAGAAAGAGAAGAAAGGAAACAAGAUUUGGGCAUAUGUUUGGCUCUGUGUUGGGUCGAGGAGGUCCCGCUAUCCAGUUUACGGCAGCCAGGUCAUUUAAUAGGAGAGGUACGGAGGUGCUGGAAGCAACAUUGGACAGCAUUGGGAUUAGUGAUGAGUUGAAAUCAAAGCUUACAGACGUCCUCAUCCAGCAGCAGCAGUUUACCUUGGGAAGGACAUUAGGAAAAGGAGAGUUUGGCUCUGUAAGAGAGGCUCAAUUAAAGAUGGAGGAUGGUUCGCUUCAGAAGGUCGCUGUGAAGAUGCUGAAGACGGAAAUUUUCUGCUCCAGCGAUAUUGAAGAAUUCUUAAGAGAAGCUGCUUUCAUGAAAGAAUUUGACCAUCUGAAUGUCUGCAAAUUAAUAGGAGUGAGCCUGAGAAGUCGUACAAAGGGAAGGCUUCCAGUUCCAAUGGUCAUACUACCAUUCAUGAAGCAUGGUGAUCUCCACACAUUCCUACUGAUGUCUCGCAUUGGAGAAGAACCCAUCACGCUGCCAAUACAGACAUUAAUAAGGUUCAUGAUUGACAUCUGUAGUGGAAUGGAAUAUCUCAGUUCAAAAAAUUUUAUCCACCGGGACCUUGCUACCCGCAAUUGCAUGUUACAUGAGGACAUGACAGUGUGCGUUGCAGACUUUGGUCUGUCUAAGAAAAUCUACAGCGGGGACUACUACCGCCAAGGGUGUGCAUCCAAGCUCCCUGUCAAGUGGCUGGCGCUGGAGAGCCUGGCAGACAAUGUUUACACCGCAUACAGUGAUGUGUGGGCAUUUGGCAUCACCCUCUGGGAAAUACUGACCCUGGGACAGACACCCUAUGCUGGCAUUGAAAACUCUGAAAUCUACAGCUACCUCAUUGCUGGGAAUAGGUUGAAGCAGCCGCCGGACUGUCUGGAUGAGCUGUAUGAAAUGAUGUGCCAGUGCUGGAUCACUGAGCCCAAGAGGAGGCCCUGCUUUACAGACAUAAAAAGACGGCUAGAGACCAUCUUGGGACGCUUAUCUUUAUUAUCAGCGAGUCAAGAUCCUCUGUAUGUAAAUCUCGGAGAGACUUGUGGAGCCACUGCUUCAGACUCCAUUUUGCAUUCUGGUUUUGACAACGACGACUGCUGCAUUGACAUUUCACAGACAUGUGGAGCGGCAGCGGCAGCCUCUAGCGACUAUCGCUAUAUUGUAAACCCUGGGUGCCUUAGAGACGCGAAUGAGUGGCCUCCUUCUGCACAAACACCGGAAGCCAGGGGCCUCCUUAAUGAGGAUGAGGACGAUGAAGAAGAAAUUCAGGAAGCUCAUGUGGUUAUUAACCUUUAGUAAAAAGUUCAAGCUUACAGUGGGAUGUGACGCCUUUAGCUGCAUCCUUUAAGGCCAUGUGUCUGUACACGUUCAACACAAACACAAUCCAGGUGGACCUUAUUAUGAAUGCUAGGCAUUAUGAAUUGCUUAUGGAUUUGCAUCAACAAAAUGUAAUAUUUUUUUUUUUUCAACUGUAAAACUUUAUAUAAAAUUGUAUAGGUAAUGUAAGUAUUGAAAUGGCCUGUAAAACAGCCUUUGAGAGAUUAAUUCCUAUGAUGACUAACUGUACAUAAUUUUUUUUACAUGACUAAAUCUUAAAGAUAACCAACUCUUCUUUCUUUCCAUUUGAAUGAUACCACAGCCUCACCACUGCAUCAACUUGCUCAGCUAAGGCUUCCCGUCUCUAUGGAGCCACAAGAUCAACUUCUUAAUGCAAUAUCUGAAGACUUAUAAACUUUGGCUAAAACCCUGAUUUAUCCUCAGACAUGCCAUUUUCUUUUCAGUAAUAGACUUUUAAAAGAACAGCAACUAGAGGGAGAUGUGUGAUGUCAGUUCUGAUGUGUUUAGUUGAAAAUAAUGUUGGCUGAAUCUUGUAGGUUCCUUGCUACCUUAGAAAAAA